GGCCAGCGGGGCGGGGACUCGCGACGUCCUGGGACUGCUCUUAGGGCCCAGCCGGCGCUAGAGCUGCGGACACUGUCGCUUCUGCCAGCACUGCCGCUGCCUCGUCUCCGACACCGGCCGAUACCAUGAACCCGGACCUGCGCAGGGAGCGGGCCGCCGCCACCUUCAACCCCGAGCUGAUCACACACAUCCUGGACGGCAGCCCCGAGAAAACCCGGCGCCGUCGAGAGAUCGAGAACCUGAUUAUGAACGACCCAGACUUCCAGCAUGAAGACUAUAACUUCCUCACUCGCAGCCAGCGUUACGAGGUGGCUGUCAAGAAGAGUGCUAGCAUGGUGAAGAAGCUGAGGGAGUUUGGCAUCGCAGAUCCUGACGAAAUCAUGUGGUUUAAAAACUUUGUGCACCGAGGGCGACCUGAGCCUUUGGAUCUUCACUUGGGCAUGUUCCUACCCACCUUGCUUCACCAGGCCACUGCGGAACAGCAGGAGCGUUUCUUCAUGCCCGCCUGGAAUUUGGAGAUCACUGGCACUUAUGCCCAGACAGAGAUGGGUCAUGGAACUCAUCUUCGAGGCUUGGAAACCACUGCCACGUAUGACCCCAAAACCCAAGAGUUCAUUCUCAACAGUCCUACGGUGACCUCCAUUAAGUGGUGGCCUGGUGGGCUCGGGAAGACUUCAAAUCAUGCUAUAGUUCUUGCCCAACUCUUCACUCAGGGGAAGUGCUAUGGAUUACAUGCCUUCAUCGUACCUAUUCGUGAAAUUGGGACCCACAAGCCCUUGCCAGGUAUUACUGUUGGAGACAUUGGCCCCAAAUUUGGUUAUGAAGAGAUGGACAAUGGCUACCUAAAGAUGGACAACUAUCGUAUUCCCAGAGAAAAUAUGCUGAUGAAAUAUGCCCAGGUGAAACCUGAUGGCACAUAUGUGAAACCUCUGAGUGACAAGCUGACCUAUGGGACCAUGGUGUUCGUCAGGUCCUUCCUUGUGGGAGAAGCAGCUCGGUCUCUGUCCAAGGCCUGCACCAUUGCCAUCCGCUACAGCGCUGUGAGGCAUCAGUCUGAAAUCAAGCCAGGUGAACCAGAACCACAGAUUUUGGAUUUUCAAACCCAGCAGUAUAAACUCUUUCCACUUCUGGCCACUGCCUAUGCCUUCCAGUUUGUAGGCGCAUACAUGAAGGAAACCUACCAUCGGAUUAACGAGGGCAUCGGCCAGGGAGAUCUGAGUGAGCUGCCUGAGCUUCAUGCCCUCACAGCUGGGCUUAAAGCUUUCACCACCUGGACGGCAAACGCUGCUAUUGAAGAGUGUCGGAUGGCUUGUGGUGGUCAUGGCUAUUCUCAUAGCAGUGGUAUUCCAAAUAUUUAUGUCACUUUCACCCCAGCCUGUACCUUCGAAGGAGAAAACACUGUCAUGAUGCUACAGACAGCCAGGUUCUUGAUGAAAAGCUAUGACCACGUGCACUCAGGAGAGCUGGUGUGUGGCAUGGUGUCCUACUUGAAUGACCUGCCCAGUCAGCGUAUCCAGCCACAGCAUGUGGCAGUCCGGCCAACUGUGGUGGAUAUCAGCAGUCCAGACAGCCUGACAGAAGCAUAUAAGCUUCGUGCAGCCAGACUAGUGGACAUUGCUGCGAAAAAUCUUCGAAAUGAAAUGAGUCACAGGAAAAGCAAGGAGGUAGCAUGGAACCUAACUUCUGUUGACCUUGUUCGAGCAAGUGAGGCACAUUGCCACUAUGUGGUAGUUAAGCUCUUUUCUGAAAAACUCCUCAAAAUUCAAGAUAAAUCCAUCCAAGCUGUUUUAAGGAACUUGUGUCUUUUGUAUUGUCUGUAUGGAAUAAGUCAGAAGGCAGGGGAUUUCCUUCAGGGGAACAUCAUGACAGGGUCUCAGAUUACCCAAGUGAAUCAGCGUAUAAUGGAGUUGCUCACUAUAAUUCGCCCCAAUGCUGUUGCUUUGGUUGAUGCAUUUGAUUUUAAGGAUGUGACGCUGGGCUCUGUUCUUGGCCGUUACGAUGGGAAUGUGUAUGAAAACUUGUUUGAGUGGGCCAAGAAAUCCCCACUGAACCAAACAGAGGUCCAUGAAUCUUAUCACAAGCACCUGAAGCCGCUGCAGUCCAAGCUCUGACGUGUGAGAAGGACAAGUUACGGUGGCUCCAGAAAGCAGCUGUGUGCAUCUCUCUCUCCUACCCAAGGCACACAUCUUUGCAGAAUCUUUAUUACAUUCAUAUAGCUGUAGAACAAAUGAUAAAUUGGCCCUUUUUCUCUUUUUAUAAAUGAAGAAAAAAAUGAACAGAUUUCAGAGAUUAAAUUGAAAAAAGGAUACGUUCUAAGUGCAAUUAACACUGAAAGAGACUUCUCAAGCAUUCAGAAAAAAACUAAAGAAAUGGCAGUGUGACUUCCAUUUGUAAUGCUGCUGAUCCCCGUUAGGUCAUGACUUUUGAUAAUUAGCAGAAUUUAUCUACUAAGUACUUAAUUAUUUUUUGAAUUUUAAUUGCUAAUCACUGGAAUCAUGGGCUAUUUAAGUGUGUUUAAGCAAAAGUACUUUUUAAGUGGGGCAAAACCCUUCCAAGCUUUCCUGCUAGAUGACCUGUUGCUCCUACUAGGACUGGCUAAAAAGUAGGACUGAAGAAGUGGGAUGGAGAAAGAAAGGAAAGUAAUAAGAAACCUAAUGUGAGUGAAUGUGUGCUUGGCACAUUUCCUGUGUGCUUCUUUCCUUUGCUGAUGUGUUGCUCCCUUCUGACCCACAUUAGCAUUUCCAAGAGGCCUCUUUGAGAGAGGUCCUCUGCAGGCCCUUUGUCUUACUAGUUAGAGAUUCAUCACCACUGUAGGGAUUUCUAAUUGUCAUUCUAGGAUUAUGACUCUUUUUGUCCUCAGCUUCUGGGAAGGAAUAGAUAGUAAAGUUAUCUCUCUAUAUGACAUUUGGGCAUUGCUGGGGCCUCAGUGUGUUCAUCUUCUCCCUCCCUCCCUCUUGCAUUCCUCUGAAAGAGGUACUGAAGAAGGGAGGAAAACAUUCCUUAGUAGAGUACAUGUAGGCAGAAUCUGCAUGCAGCUGUGGCACUGCUGUAGUUUUGGUGACCUUAUCAACUAGAUUUCCUGGGACAAUCCAGAUUUUGUGUUCUGUCAUUUAGGCAUAAGCCAUUAAAAUACUUGGAGGCUACUAAGUGUUUGGCAUUAGAAAAAUAAAUGAAAAUUUCACUUAGGUCACCACUUAUACCCAGAAAAACCCUUUGAUACAAACCAUGUGUUCUGAUUUUUGUUUAGAAAAUAUAAUUGAAAGGACUAAAGGGUAAAUGGAAAUUCCAUAGAUUGUUUCCUAUUAUCUGGUUUUGUUGUAUGUAUCAAGGAGCUUUAUAUGAGUUGCUAAAUUGUUCUUCCAGUUGAAAUCUAAUUUGCACAAUCAUUCUGUAUUUAAAGGUUAAACAUAUACCUUUUAAUGAAUUUUUUUUUAAUCAAUGUUAAAAAAUAUCACUUGAUUUUUUUUUUUUUUUCUUUUCUUUUUUCAAUACUGGGUAUUGAACACAGGGGCUCUCUACACUGAGCUACAUUCCCAGCUCUUUUCAUUUUUUAUUUUAUUUUUAGGCAGUAUCUUGCUAAAUUGCUGAGGUUGGCCUCACUUGAAACCUCCAACCUCAGCCUCCCAAGUAACUGGAAUUAUAGGCAUGGGCACUAUGCCAACCACUUAAUCUUUUUUUUUUUUUUUUUUAAGCCUUUUUGUGAUCCCUUACUCAUGAAAAAGUUUCUAGGACAGUUUCUGAGAAUAAAUUCGAUGGAAACAAUUUCCUUGUAUGAACCUGACAUAAAAUUUGUCCCAUGGGAGCUGGUAAUAUGAGUGAGACUUUUAGGUUACAACAGAAAUACUGUCUGUUGACACAGCCUUAAUUUUUUCUCUCUGAGAACUGAUAAUUGUGUUAUUAUUGAAGAGUUGCACUGUCACUCAUUGGCUGUAUAUUGACAAUUCAGAUUCUGGAAAAUUAAGAAAUGAAUUAUAUGACUCCAUAUUGACCUGUUAAAUGUAGAAUUGCCAGGCAUGUUGCAUGCCUGUAAUCCCAGCUUUUGGGAAGGCUGAGGCAGGAAAAUUGCAAGUUCAUUUGCCUGAGAAACUUAGCAAGUUCCUGUCUUGCUAAGUUUUUAAAAAAUAUUUUAAAAAAUAAUAAAAUGAAAAGGGCUGGGGAUAUAGCUCAGUGGAAGCACUUGCUUAGCGUGUGCAAGGCCCUAGGUUCAGUUCCUAGCAAACACAAAAAAGGAGUUAAUUUCAAAAUUAGUGUUACAAUGCUGUAUUCACAGAUGAACAUUUAUAGGCAGCAAUAUAUGGUGUCUGAACUGACCCACCUAAUCCAGCUACAUAGAGCUGGGAUCAGUCUUAGCAGAUUUCAGAGAUUGUGGGCCCACAAAGUCAUCUUCAUUCAGCACCUUGAGUUUUAUUUUAAAACUAAAUAUGACAUUUGAUACUAGUAUUUUUCUUAAUAUUGGAAUGUUUUUGUCUUGAACUUUGUGCAAUGUAAUCAAAGAUUAAAAAUGUAGUAAAAUUUCUGAUUUGUACUAUUGAGGAAAAGCAUGCCACACAAAUAUGUUUAACUUAUGAAGAAAUUUUAAAUGUAGGUUUGUAAGGUCUUGGUAACGCUAAGAAUGAGCAAGAAAGGAACAAUGACUGAACAAGUAGCAGAUGUAAAUGAAUAUUAUUAAUGAGAUUUUUCUACUAGAUAAUACUGAACCUUUUUUAAAAAUGAAAUUUUGACGCUAACUAGAUAUUUGUUAUUUUAAAUGGAUAGAAAUUGAACUUCUUCCUCAUUUAUUGCCCCAAUAGAUGAAUGCCAAGGUAUUUCAAUGUUUGGACAUUAGUGACCUCCAAGCACAGUUGAGUCCUUGCUUUGGCAGCACAUAUACUAAAAUUGUAACUGUAUAAGUUAGUAUGGCCCCUAUGCAAGGACGACACAAACUUGUGAAGUGUUCCAUAUUAAAAAAAAAAAAAAGUUGGUCCCAAGCCUUUGUGGCCUUUAAUCUUAAGGAUAUUUGCUUAAAUAUGAUAUUAAUUAUGUUCACAUGCUUUCUUAUGAUUUCAGAUUCCACAUAUCUGCAGGCAUUUUAUAGUUCCUAAAGCUAACAUGUUAGGUCUUAAUUCUUCAUUAUAAUGCUUUGGAGAAAUACAACUCUCCAUCAUCCUGGAAUUCUCUGGGAUCAGUAAGUCUUUGGACAAUUGCUGCUCAGUUUCUCCCCCCCCCCCCUUUUUCUGAGUUCUUCCCAUCCAUCUUAUUAGGAAGGAAGUGAAUUAGUUGCACAUGGUCUGUAACACCAGUCAACUUUUAUAUAUGUGGAGGGUACACCUGGAAUUACAGAUUGUCUUCAAGCAGUAACUAUGCUUGGAAAUUGAGCCCGAGACCAAGACUUGUUGAUUCUUUUUAGAUAAGUUUUGAUGGUUUUCAUGAAAUGAUGCAGUUGUAAAUCAGCUAGCAUUCAGUACUGUGUUCUUAUAUGAUUAAAACAAAUGAAUUUAAUGAAGUAAUUGUAAUUAAAUUACUUCAUUAAAUUAAAAUAGUGGUGGUAGGGUUCUGCUUACAAUUGUCCACACAAAAUUUUUCAGUGCCUAGUCAUGUGAUCUAUGAUAGAUAGUAUGAAUAUAUAAUGAGUUUUGCUUUAGGGUUACAAACCACUUACUGGUUGCAAAUCCUAAGAUUCAGGAUGUUUUGUCUAAUUUUUUUCUAGUGCUAGGGACGGAACCCAGGACCUCACACAUGUUGAACAAGUGCUCCACCACUGAGCUACUGCAUCAUCCCUUGUUUUGCCUUAAAUUUAAGUGAGCCAUUGAUUGUCUUGGGACUGUAAGGACAAUUAGGAGUAAUUUCAAGAAUUCUCAGUUAAAAAAAAUGUUUUGGUACAAUAGUGUUGACUGUUUCAUAAGAUGAUUUCUAGGUAGCACAUGUGUGAUCUUUAACAUAAUAUUCCGACUGCUGACUCGUUGGUAAACAUCUAAUUUCCAGUAGCUAUGGAUUCAACUAAAUGACUGGUUUAAGCUUGGUUCCUACUUAAUCUGCAUUUAGCUGGAAUUCGUACUCAACCCUGGCUUGACCAUCCUGUGGGGGUGGGAGUGGGAAUCAUGGGAUAGCAAUGACCCUCCAGUAUUGCUUGAUCUGGGAGUAAGCCAAACCACUACUCCUAUUUUGCUUUGUGAAACUGAAUAACCCUUAAUAAAAAGCACAGACAAGAAAAA
Messenger RNA from Marmota monax (woodchuck), 6191 nucleotides. It is a transcript of the gene Acox1, whose product is annotated as acyl-CoA oxidase 1. Bases 126 to 2111 code for a protein of 661 amino acids. Gene Ontology annotation, cellular component: peroxisome. Gene Ontology annotation, biological process: fatty acid beta-oxidation using acyl-CoA oxidase; lipid homeostasis; very long-chain fatty acid metabolic process. Gene Ontology annotation, molecular function: fatty acid binding; FAD binding. NCBI's taxonomy places the organism in Eukaryota, Metazoa, Chordata, Mammalia, Rodentia, Sciuridae. The record is from RefSeq and is a predicted model, not a curated record. The transcript is spliced from 14 exons.